AUGAGGUCGGUGUCUGACCCAGUGGAGAGCGUACACACCGUGGCACACGACCCGAGCUACAGCACGCGAGUAAAGACGAGCAACGUGAUCAAGCUCUUGCUCAUCGGAGAUGCCAGCGUAGGGAAGUCGUCACUCAUAAUCAGCUACUGCGAUGACAUCUUCCUGGAGAACAGUACGAAGACCACGGUUGGCGUGGAUCUCAAGGUGAAGGUGGUGAAUGUCGACGGGAGCUUCUUCAAAACGGUUAUAUGGGACACUGCAGGACAGGAGAGAUACCGUAACGUUAUACCGUCGUUGUACAAGGGAACCAACGGGGUGAUGUUGACGUACGACGUUACAGACCCGAAGUCCUUCUUGGGGCUAUACCACUGGAUUCAGGAGUGUUAUGAGAACUGCGACACUUCGAGGACGGUGUUCUAUUUGGUUGGCAAUAAGCUGGACCAGGAGAACAAGGCCGUAUGUAAAGACGACGUCAAGAAGCUCUUGACGUUUGUCAAGGAGAAGUACCCGGGCUUCAAGAUCAACGCAGCCUUCGAGGUGAGUGCCAAAUACUCGUCGCUGGUUUAUGGGCUGUUCGACACAGUGAUAAAGGACCUCGUGGAAAACAGAUGCUAUUUUGACGAACAACGGCUGCGAAAUAAGAGAAGCAUCGACUUAUCAACCACGAGAGAUGAUCUGACCAGGAAGAACUCAUGUUGCUCAUAUUGA
Molecule: messenger RNA, 708 nt
Organism: Williopsis jadinii
Lineage: Eukaryota; Fungi; Ascomycota; Saccharomycetes; Phaffomycetales; Wickerhamomycetaceae
Product: Rab family GTPase
Exons: 1
Coding region: 1-708 (235 amino acids)
Molecular function (GO): GTPase activity; GTP binding
Source: RefSeq, a predicted model, not a curated record